Leptonychotes weddellii (Weddell seal) is the source of this 3251-nucleotide messenger RNA. The record is from RefSeq and is a predicted model, not a curated record. Lineage: Eukaryota; Metazoa; Chordata; Mammalia; Carnivora; Phocidae.
AGUGGUGCAGGAGCCCCGCCUACCGCCAUGUGGCUGGAAGGGAGGGAGUGAAGGCAUGGAGCCAGCCAGGCCCUAUUUCUCCCAUCUCAGCACCGAGCUUGCUUUCUUGGGAUCAAAGCCAGAGGAGAAGCCAGCAGAGCUGGAGACCAUCGGGUACUGUGGGUGACCACUGUCCAAGUGCCAGCAAGUGCUGGGGUGCAGGGACCACCAUGGGUGCUGGGAGGCAUGGAGGCUUCUCCCAGCCUUCCCUCCUGUCCCACCUGUGUCCUGAGGACGCCUUCGGGGAGCCCACUAACGGCGCUCUGUGUGCCCCCUGUGGGACCUGUUCCACCACAACAUUGCUAGUGGUCACACUGGUGUCAGUGGCCUUGGUGCGUGGCACUGGAGGAAAUGGGGAAAUGGGGCAGGGGCCCGGCUGCAGGGUUGUGGGCUGCUCACCAGAACCAGUACUUACCUUGUCCUCUGGCCUGGGGUGGAAAUUCCUCCUGCUGAGCAGUGCGGGUCUGUGCAGCACUUGCGGGGGCAGUUGGGGAUCAUCAAAUCUGUUCCCCGGGAGUGUCAGCCUGAAGGAGCCCUGUUUGAGCUGCUGAAUUGGUUUGGGACCCAGUAGGGUCCCUUCCUUGCCAAAAGAUAAGGGUUUAGAAAACUCAGGUCUUCCAUGACAAAGGCUUCUGUGCUUGGGUGUAGGCCAGUGCAGAAGGGAGUAACAGAAGAGGAAGAGGACAGGAUGGAUGGUGAUGGUGGCCUUGGGGGACAGGGAGGAGAGAGAACUGGCUUUACCCCUCCUUGCCCUGCACACAUCUGUUUGAGUCUUUUACAGUGGAAACAAGUAUAUGUGUUCGUGGGGCAAGUUUCUAAACCCACGAAGGAUGCCCCCACCUGGAGAAGAGUGGGGGCUGCCUUCAUCUUAGGCCGUGCUACCCAGGGAUACACCUGAUGCCAGGAUAUUUUUCAAGGGGUGGCUUUGCUCUGGAGUUAGCUUUAGAAUUGCCAGUCCUGCCCUGUGUGCUUCCAUAGCCCUCUCUGAUGGGCUGGCUUCCUUUUGCCAGAGUGAGAGGGUGAGUGACCGGCUCGGUGACCCGGGUGGCCUUGCCUGCCCUCCCCUCCGAGCCCCGCCUCCCCUUGGGGAGCUGGUCAGUGCGAAGUGCAGGCUUUGUGGGAGGUUACCAGCCCAGGACUCCCCUGGGCCAUAUUCCACCUCUGCCUUGCUCCUGCUUCUUUGAUUAACGUUGACUGUGGCUACUUUCGUGCUUCACGUGCAGGGUUGAGUAGUUACGACUGUGACCACGUGGCCUGUGCAGCCUACGUUAUUUACCGUGUGGCCCCGGGCAGGAAAAUUUGCUGGCCUGAGAGUAGAUGGCUGGCCCCUUUCCACAUGCAGUGGUUCCUGACAGUUCUCAGAGCUGACCCGUUCGAUGUCAGGGGUUUUCCAGAGCCAGAUGAUGGUUUUCAGGUGUCCGAUUCUGCCCCACCUACCCCUGGGGUGAUCUUUGAUCUAAUCAAGAUCUGGCUUUUCCUCUAGCAAGGCCGCUCUGGUCCAUAGAUUCCCUGACUGGAAUCCGCUGGCCCUGGCUGUGUGGGGCCAAGGCAGCCUGCCCCGUUCUCCCUUGUCAGGCUUUCAUUUUCCGUUUCUCAUCCUCUUUAUAAAAACAAUGAGAUGCAAUGAAGCCAGGUGCUGCAGAGAGGCUGUGGCAAGGCAGAGGGGAUGACCCAGAGACCCUUGUCCUCUGGACGCCCUGCGGUGCCCCCACCAAGCACCAACCUGUGAUUCUAGCUGCUCCAUCUCACCAGGAGACUUCUGGGGCAAAGGCUGUUCGAAAAGCUGAUGAAGAUGACCUUCUAUGGGCAGUUUGUGGCCGGCGAGGACCAGGAGUCCAUCCGGCCCCUGAUCCGGCACAACAGGGCAUUCGGAGUGGGCUCCAUCCUGGACUACGGGGUGGAAGAGGAUCUGAGCCCUGAGGAGGCUGAGCGCAAGGAGAUGGAGUCCUGUACGUCCGCUGUAGAGAGGGAGGGCAGUGGUACGAGUAAGAGGGAGAAGCAGUACCAGGCCCACCGGGCCUUUGGAGACCGCAGGGAUGGUGUCGUCAGCGCCCGCACCUACUUCUAUGCCAGUGAAGCCAAGUGUGACAGCCACAUGGAGACAUUCUUGCGCUGCAUCGAGGCUGCAGGCGGAGCCAGUGAUGAUGGCUUCUCAGCCAUCAAGCUCACUGCACUGGGGAGACCUCAGUUUCUGCUGCAGUUCUCAGAUGUGCUGACCAAGUGGAGACGAUUCUUCCACCAAAUGGCUGCAGAGCAAGGGAAGGCUGGUCUGGCUGCCAUGGAUACGAAGUUGGAGGUGGCCGUGCUGCAGGAAAGUGUGGCAAAGAUGGGCAUCGCCUCCAGGACGGAGAUUGAGAACUGGUUCACUGCGGAGACCCUGGGCGUGUCUGGCACCCUGGACCUGCUGGACUGGAGCAGCCUCAUUGACAGCAGGACCGAGCUCUCCAAGCACCUGGUGGUCCCUAACAUGCAGACAGGACAGCUGGAGCCUCUGCUGUCACGGUUCACUGAGGACGAAGAGCUGCAGAUGACGAGGAUGCUGCAAAGGAUGGACAUCCUGGCCAAGAAAGCCACGGAGAUGGGUGUGCGGCUGAUGGUGGACGCCGAGCAGACCUACUUCCAGCCGGCCAUCAGCCGCCUGACCCUGGAAAUGCAGCGCAAGUUCAAUGUGGGGAAGCCACUCAUCUUCAACACGUACCAGUGCUACCUCAAGGUACAGCCCCUGCCUGCCGUCUCCCUGCCGGCCCUCGGGUGAGCGGAGGCCCCUCGUGUAAGUCCCGUGCUGGUGUUGGGGAGAGGCCUCUACCUGAGCAUGAUGGACUCCGAGCAGGAAGAAAGGCCCAGGGCCCUGUCUCCAGCUGUGUACCUGCCCCUUCUCUGGGCCUCAGAUCCCAGAUGGGUGUAGAGGGGUAGGAGGAAGGUGAAGUUGCCUUUUUACGGUCUGCUUCAUGUGCCUUAAUCCCCAAAUUUGGAAGGCCUCACGCGUCACUGGUUUUUCCUGCCAUUUUUUAGUUCGGGUCCCAUCGGAUCAGAUGGUUCAUGGGACUGGCAACUUCUGGUUGCCUCCCCACAGAAAGACUUGCUCAGGAUUUUGCAUGUACCUCUGGGAGCCCCGGGGUGCUUCAGGGUGGGAUUGCUGAGCACGAACCUGGGCUGGGCUGCUCUGGGACCAGGCAGGUAUUUGGAAGACAAUGGUGUGGGAUGGGUGUCAA